Molecule: messenger RNA, 2159 nt
Organism: Sabethes cyaneus
Lineage: Eukaryota; Metazoa; Arthropoda; Insecta; Diptera; Culicidae
Exons: 4
Coding region: 232-1749 (505 amino acids)
Source: RefSeq, a predicted model, not a curated record
UCUUGAUCGGUUCGAAUGUAGUUUCAGUGUUAAGUGGGCUUCUGUCGAAUUUUAAGGUUUAGUUCAGGGUAAUGAGCAAUAGUAUGCCUUUUGGGGCAUAAUAAAGUUGAAGUAGGUCAUAACAGGGCUACCCGAGAAGUAUAGGUGAAUGAAGAGACGAAAAAUCCGGGUGUUUGAAGAGUAACCGUGAGUAAUAGUUUGGAAUUUCUAAGGACCUAGUGACCUACUAAAAUGAACGUAAACGUGUGUGUGAUAUUCCUAGUGAUAUUCUCGAUCAGUGGAAGUGCUUAUACUACGCAACGAUCUAACGUACGGGAAGAUGAAGGUAGCCCGUUCCUGGAUAUGGCCUCGGAGUUCCUGCAGUCGUUGGGAAAUCAAAAUGGAGGUGGUGGAGGCAAUGCGGCAGCUGGACUGUCCGGAAUUGCUUCCGUGCUACUCCCGUUAAUGGCUAAUGCCAAUGCAGGGGGUUCUGGAAAGGCAAAUAACGACGGCGUUGGAGCGAUUUUGUCCGGAAUAGGAAGCAUGCUGGCCAACUCGAACAAUGCUAAUGGUGGCAGCGCUGGCUUCGAUCCUGCCUUGAUCGGAAAUGUGAUUCAGAUGUUUGCCGGUGGAAACGAUGACCAGCCUUCGAAACGAUCAAGCAAACGCCAGAAGCGACAGAAAGCGGAUGAAGGCAACCCACUACUAGAUACGGUUUUGACUGUAGCCCAAACGUGGCUUGCCAAUUAUAACAACGUCGAUAGCAAUGACGAACGCGAACCUCAACAUCCUGGAAUUAACGGUGAUACAAUCGCCAACUUACUACCCCUUGCAGUACAAGCCUUUCAAUCGUUUAGUGGCCCAGAAAUGGAAAAAACACAGGAAAAACACAAGGACCAUUCAUGGGUGCUGCCGCCUUUCCUAGAGCACAUUCAUGUAAUGUGGGAUCAGUUUACGCAGUCGGAACUGGCUCAGGCUAUAUGGACCAAGGUUGGGCUGGAUAAGGUGUUCAAGGGAUUCGUCGGACGCGACGGAAAACUGGAUUACGACAAAUUAUUCGAAACACUCCAGAACCAGUCGUUCCGCCGAAGAUGGAUCAAAGCCGCUACCAUAUAUUUGGCCGAUUGGGCAAACUAUAUCGCAAACCCAGAGGUCUAUCAAAGAUACGUUGCCACCGGGCAGCUAAUGGCAAAUGGUUUCCUGCAGUCUCGUGGCUAUCCGAAGCAAACCAUGCUAGACAUCAACCGGCCGAGCGAGACCAUCUCCAACCUGAUUGAUCAUAUCGCCAAAAAGCACCUGCAGGUGAAGAUCGUUUCUGUGACGUACGUGAAACCGGCGGUCAACUAUGUCAAAGAUCUGCUCAAACUUGGCAAGGCAAAGCAAUUUCUGCAGCAAUAUAACGCUACCGAACUGACGGAUAAGCUGACCGACACGCUGAAUCUGGAGGUAAUUGAACCGGUGCUGAAAGUUCACCGUGCUUACCGGCAAGCUAUCCAAACACCGCACUGUGAUAAGUACAUUCUAUGCGAAAUUAAUUCGCAUGAUCCAAACGAAAAGCUGGGGCUCGGUGGCUUCAAGCGGGGUGUAACACGUUUCGGAAGUAUGGCCGCAUCGUGGUUUAUCAGCCAGGAAACUCAAACUCCCUUCUGGACACUAUUUGCCAUCAUAAACGAUCCGCACAAUUGUCAGGCAAAGCACCAAGUUGACUGUCCUGAGUUCCACGAGAAUGAAAAUAGAGUGACCACAGAGUAUCCUCACAGCGAGCUCUAAAAGGUGAUGUUGUUUAACAAAAAAAAGUGAUUGUUGAAAGAAAAAGGUAGAAAAUCGGGUGAUCUUCCAAAACAGUUAUACAGUACUUAAUCGUUAAAUUGAAAAUGUUUAUUAGGGUUUGAAAUUUACAUUUGAUUACUACGGACACGAUCGGUAGUAUAAUAGAGCUAAUCAACACGUGGAAGCUCAAAACAGCAGCAUUGCGUAGAAGCAUGUAGGAAAGCAUACCCUUAAUAAUCGUGGUGUUCGACGUAACGGUAACUAGUUUUUUCUUCGCGGUGAAUAAUGAAAACACAUCCGUGUAGGAUAUCGAGCAUGCAUUUUUAUAUUGAAUGUAAAUUUCAAACAAUUAACGAUUGGCAUUCGGAUCGGUAGAAGAUCACGCUCAAAAAUAGGAGAAAUCCAAUAAA